Zophobas morio is the source of this 1249-nucleotide messenger RNA. RefSeq names its product venom acid phosphatase Acph-1-like. The transcript is spliced from 6 exons. Gene Ontology annotation, biological process: dephosphorylation. The record is from RefSeq and is a predicted model, not a curated record. Gene Ontology annotation, molecular function: phosphatase activity. NCBI's taxonomy places the organism in Eukaryota, Metazoa, Arthropoda, Insecta, Coleoptera, Tenebrionidae. Bases 32 to 1153 code for a protein of 373 amino acids.
UGCAUCGUCCAGAAUUCCCAACUCUAGCAAGAUGGCCAAAAUCGCGAUCACUCUUUUUAACUUAAUCGCGAUUUUCUUAGCAGUAAGUUUGGUCGACACGGUAGAGGGCGAAGACGACACUUUAGUGCUACUUCACGUGCUAUUUAGACAUGGAAACAGAACACCGGAUAAAAUGAGUCUGUAUCCCAAUGACCCAUACUUAUCUGAGACGUACGAACCAAUUGGAUACAGCCAGUUGACUCUAAAAGGAAAACUCACUGAGUACCAAAUUGGAAAAUACAUUCGCGAACAGUACGGGAAUCUUAUCCCAGCACAGUACACUCCAGAUGUGGUUUACGCAAUAUCUACAAACAUGAAAAGGACCAAAAUGUCCCUAGAACUGGUGCUUUCAGCACUUUUCCCUCCUCUUCCAACAGACGAAUUUGUGCCUUUGUUGCCAUGGCAGCCUCUUCCAUUCAACAUUGAACAGGCUGAAGGAAUCCUUGGAGUGGCAUCCUUAUAUUGCGCAAAUUAUAUCAAUGCAUAUUUCAAAUACCUGUUAUCUAAAGAGGCCCAAAAAAUCUGUGACAGUUACAAAAAUUUAUACCAAGAACUGAGUACCUUCUCUGGUGCGGAAGUACGAACACCAAGACAAGCUUCAGGAAUUUACUUCACCUUGAAGAGCGAGGACGACUAUGGUCUGAAAGUUCCCGAAUGGACUCAAGGACUUUACCCCGAUUUGAUGGAAGAAGCUGCUUCAGUUGAUUACGAAUUUUCCACAGCUAAUCCAACCUUGAAAAAAUUAUCAGCUGGUUUCUUGCUUAAGAAGAUUUUACAAGACAGCGUCUCCAAACAAAAUGGCACGUUGUCAGACGAACGGAAAGUCUUUUUGUAUUCAGCUCACGAGUUCAACGUUGCUACGAUGCUGAGGACUUUGAAUGUUUUCUACAGACAUGUGCCGCCGUUUGGGGCUACCAUUUAUUUUGAGAUUCAUAACAUUAACGGGGUUUAUGGUCUAAAACUAUUUUAUCAAGAUUAUACUCAACUCACGCCAAAACUUUUGACAAUUCCUGGUUGUUUGAGUUUCUGCCCGCUUGACGAUGUCUACAGGUUGGUUGAAGAUGUUUUACCUGGAGAGAGCGAUGUGUGUAGUUCAACAGAUGAAGUUUUCUAAAUUACCAAGUUUACCAAGUUGAAAUGUAUAAUUUGUUGAUGUUUUUAAACAUCUUGUUUGUUUGAUCCAGUUACAAAUAAAAAUUACAUUUCCUUA